This is a messenger RNA of Boeremia exigua, 549 nucleotides long. RefSeq lists its product as uncharacterized. NCBI's taxonomy places the organism in Eukaryota, Fungi, Ascomycota, Dothideomycetes, Pleosporales, Didymellaceae. Bases 1 to 549 code for a protein of 182 amino acids. The transcript has a single exon. The record is from RefSeq and is a predicted model, not a curated record.
AUGGCAACUCCCACCCCAAUCCUCACCCCGGAGCAGCGCCUCGCCGCCGAAAACGCCGAGCGCACGACGCGCAUAAUCCGCAACGUCGCCAUCGGCGGCGUAAUAGUCUGCCCCAUCAUCGCGCUCCUGCCGCCACGGAAACUCGACCUUUACACCUUCUCGCUCGGCGUCGGUUUUUACCUCUCCGCGGACCACCUGUGCGAAGCGCGCUACGGCCGCGGCAUCGUCAGCCAGCUGAGUCCGUUCCGGGCCGCGGGGCAGCUGCCCACGGAGCGCGCGCGCGAGGUACAGGAGCAGUUGCGUGUGGCGCGGGAGGAGGAGAGAAGGAAGUUGGGGAAAGACGGGGAGGGGGAUAAGGAGGGGGUGUUGAAGAAGAUCUGGAUGGGUGGGGAGACGGAGGGGUGGAAGGAGAGGCGCAAUGAAGAAGAGAGGAAGGCUAGAGAAGAGGGGAAGGGGUUUGCGGAUCUGAUUUAUGAACAGAUUUGGGAGGUGUGGAGUUGGGAAAGGAAGGGCAAGAAGGACGGGGAAGAGGGGGAGAAGAAAGAGUAG